This is a messenger RNA of Lytechinus pictus (painted urchin), 6399 nucleotides long. RefSeq names its product mucin-2-like. NCBI's taxonomy places the organism in Eukaryota, Metazoa, Echinodermata, Echinoidea, Temnopleuroida, Toxopneustidae. The record is from RefSeq and is a predicted model, not a curated record. The transcript has 6 exons. The coding region runs from base 1 to 6399 and encodes 2132 amino acids.
AUGCAUAGAACAGAGAUAAAAUACAAGUGUGCUCAGAAUAAAGGUGUUUUUGAGGGGACAAAGACAGCAAUAUGUAGCUACGGCUUAUGGGAUCCUCCUGAUUUGCCAAUUUGCAGAGAUAAAUGUUUCGUCCCGCCCAAUGUAUUGCCUCUGAAGCCACUGGCAUACAGACAUGGCUCGACUGUUGCCUUCGCGGGUUGUGUCGAUGGUACCGUUUCCAACGGCGUGACGUCAGCAUUAUGCCAAGAUGGUGAAUGGUCUGAUGACGUUAUUUGUUCAGUUCCUCCAACGACGACUAUAAAGGCAACGACGGAGAAACAAUUAACAACCAUUAACCCGACCACUGGUGUACUUGAUGCUAGAACUACCUCAAACACCAAUGGAAUUACGUCGUUCAAAACAACAGAAGCUCAGAAUCCAUCAUCAGACGUCAUUAGUACACAACAAAAGAUCACAACUAAUACCAUUACGACACAGAAACCAACAACAGACAUCACUGCUACAGGGCUACUUUCUACAACUUAUAUCACUGCAGCACAGAAGGCAACAACACAACAAUCAACAACAGACAUUCGUACUAAGGAACAAAUGUAUCAAACCUAUAUUACUAGAACGCAUGAAUCUUCAACAGACCUACCAACUACACAGCAAAUGCCCAUUACCGAUAUUUCUACAAAGCAGAAAUCAACAACAAGCGCCAUAACAGAGGGAAUGCCCACAACUUACAUUCAUACCACAUACAAACCAACUCCAUACAUCCUCACUACGGAUCAAAUGGCCAUAACCGACAUAGCUACAACACAGGAACCAACAAAAGACAUUCCCACUACGAAUAAAUUGCCCGCGAUUGAUAUUUCUACAAUACAUUUAUCAACAGCAUACAUUCUUACAACCGAGCAAAGUCCCUCAGCAGGUAUCAGCACAACACUGAUAUUACCAACAGACCUUCCUUUUACAGAACAAAUAGCCACAUCCGCUGUAACUACAAAAAAUACGCGUGAAACUUCAGAGCCAAUGCCCACAACUGAUAUUCAUACAACAGAGGAAUCAACAACAGAUAUUCCCACAUCCGAUAUCCGAACAACACAGAAACCAACAUCAUAUAUAUCCACUACAGAGCAAAUUCCCACAACUACUGAUAUCCUUACACCUGAGGAAUCAACAACAGAUAUUCCCACAACAGAUCCAAUGCCCACAACUGACAUCGCUACAAAGCAGGAAUCAACAGACAUUCCCACUACAGAGCAAGUUGUCAAAACCACUUAUAUCCUUACAACAGAGAAAUUAACAACAAAUAUUCCAACUGCAGAGCUAAUGCCCUCAACAGCACAUGAACCAGCAUCGUAUAUAUCAACUACAAAGCAAAUUCCUACCACUGAUAUCCUUACAGAAGAAAAAUCAACAACAAAUUUUUACACUUCAGAGCUAAUGCCCACAACUGAUAUUCCUACAAAACAAAGAGCAACAACAGAUUUUCCUACGACUGAGCUAAUGUCUACAACUAAUAUUCCUACAACACAGAGAGUAACAACCUAUACUCCUGCUACAGAGCAUGUUUCCACGACCGAUAUCCCAACAACACAGAAACCAACUUCAUAUAUAUCCACUACAGAGCAAAUUCCCACAACUACUGAUAUCCUUACACCUGAGGAAUCAACAACAGAUAUUCCAACAACUGAGCUAAUACCCACAACUAAUAUUCCUACAACACAAAAAACAACAACAGAUAUUCCCACAACAGAUCCAAUGCCCACAACUGACAUCGCUACAAAGCAGGAAUCAACAGACAUUCCCACUACAGAGCAAGUUGUCAAAACCACUUAUAUCCUUACAACAGAGAAAUUAACAACAAAUAUUCCAACUGCAGAGCUAAUGCCCACAGCAGCACAUGAACCAGCAUCGUAUAUAUCAACUACAAAGCAAAUUCCUACCACUGAUAUCCUUACAGAAGAAAAAUCAACAACAAAUUUUUACACUACAGAGCUAAUGCCCACAACUGAUAUUCCUACAAAACAAAGAGCAACAACAGAUUUUCCUACAACUGAGCUAAUGUCUACAACUAAUAUUCCUACAACACAGAGAGUUACAACAUAUACUCCUGCUACAGAGCAUGUUUCCACGACCGAUAUCCCAACAACACAGAAACCAACAUCAUAUAAAUCAACUACAGAACAAAUUCCUACCACUGAUAUCCUUACAGCAGAAGAAUCAACAACAGAUAUUCCCACGAAAGGGCUAAUGCCCACAAAUGAUAUUCCUACAACGCAUAGAGCAACAAAAGGCAUUUCGAGUUCAGAGCCAAUACCCACAACUAAUAUCCCUACAACGCAGGGAUCAACAGAUAUUCACACAGCAGAACAAGUUUUCACAACCGAUAUCCGAACAACACAUGAUCCAAAAUCAUAUAUAUCCACGACAGAGAAAGUUCCAACAACCACUGAUUUCCUUACAACAGAGACAUUAACAACAUAUAUUCCCACUGCAGAGCUAAUGUCCACAACAGACAUUCGUACUACAGAGAAAGUUCCCACAAGCAAUAACCCUUCAACGACACAGGAACCAACAUCAUAUAUAUCCACUUCGGAGCUAAUUCCCACAACCACUGAUAUCCUUACAACAGAGGAAUCAACAACAUAUUCCACUUCAAAACCAAUGCCCACAACAUAUUUUCCCACAUCCGAUAUCCGAACAACACAUAAGCCAACAUCAAAUAUAUCCACUACAGAGCGAAUUCCCACAACUACUGAUAUCCUUUCACCUGAGGAAUCAACAACAGAUAUUCCCACAACAGAGCCAAUGCCCACAACUGACAUCGCUACAAAGCAGGAAUCAACAGACAUUCCCAAUACAGAGCAAGUUGCCACAACCCCUUAUGUCCUUACAACAGAGAAAUUAACAACAUAUAUUCCAACUUCUGAGCUAAUGCCCACUACAAAUAUUGCCACUACAGAGCAAGUUCCCACAACCACUGAUAUCCUUACAACAGAGAAAUCGACAGCAAAUGUUCCAACCUCAGAGCUAUUGCCCACAACAGAUAUUCCUACUACAGAGCAGGUUUCCACAACCAACAUCCCUUUAACGACACAGGAACCGACAUCAUAUAUAUCCUCUACAGAGCAAAUGCCCACCACCACUCAUAUCCUUACAACAGAUAAAUCAACUCAUUAUAUAUCCACCGCAGAGAAAAUUCCUACCACUGAUGUCCGUUCAACAGAUGAAUCAACAACAGGUAUUUCCAUAACUGAGCUAAUGACCACAAAUGAUAUUCAUACAACACUGAGAGCAGCAACAGACAUUUCCACUUCAGAGCUUGUGCACACACCUGAUAUCCCUGCAGCGCAGGAGUCAACAGAUAUUCCCACUACAGAGCAAGCUCCCACACCCGAUAUCCGCACAACACAGGAGCCAACACCUUACAUAUUCACCACAGAGCAAAUUCCUACCACUGAUAUACUUUCAACAGAUGAAUCAACAACAGGUAUUCCCAUAAUUGAGCUAUUGCCCACAACUGAUAUUCAUACAACACAGGAAGCAACAACAUAUAUUCUUACUACAGAGAAAGUACCCACAACCGAUAUCCAAGCAACACAUACCGCAUCAUACAUGUCCACUACGGAGAAAAAAAUUCCUACCACCAAUUUCCUUUCUGCAGAGGAUUCAACAAUAAACAUUCCCACUACAGAGCUAAUGCCCACAACUGAUAUUCGUAUGACACAGGAAGCAACAACAUAUAUAUCCACUACAGAGCAAAUUCCUACCACUGAUUGCCUUACAACAGAGGAAUCAACAGCAAAUAUUCCCACGACAGAGCUAGUGUCCACAACUGAUACUCCUACAAAACAAAGAGCAACAACAAAUUUUCCUACAACUGAGCUAAUGUCAACAACUAAUAUUCCUCCAACACAGAGAGUAACAACCUAUACUCCUGCUACAGAGCAGGUUUCCACGACCGAUAUCCCAACAACACAGAAACCAACAUCAUAUAUAUCAACUACUGAACAAAUUCCUACCACUGAUUUUCUUACAACAGAGGAAUCAACAGCAAAUAUUCCCACGACAGAGCUAGUGUCCGCAACUGAUACUCCUACUACAGAGCAAGUUUCCACAACUAAUAUCUCAACAACACAGCGAUCAACAUAUAUUUCCACUACAGAGCAAGUUUUCACAACCAAUAUCCCAACAACACGGGAACCAACACCUUAUAGAUCCGCAACAAAACAAAUUCCUACCACCUAUAUAGUUUUAACAGAGGAAUCAACAACAAAUAUUCCAACUACAGAGGUAAUGCACGCACCUGAUAUUCCGACAACACAAAAAACAACAGAUAUUCCCCCAACAGAACGAGUUCCCACAACCGAUCUACCUACGACACAGGAACCAACACCUUAUAUAUCCACCACAGAACAAUUCCCUACAAUCGAUAUCCUUUCAACAGUAGAAUCAGCAACAUAUAUUCCCAUUACAGAGCAAAUGCACACAACUGAUUUUCCAACAAUACAGGAGUCAACAACGAAUAUUCUCACUACAGAAGAAAUGUCUUUAACUGAUCUCCCUAUAUUACAGAAAUCAACUACAGAUAUUUCAACUACAAAAGUAAUGCCAACUACUGAUUUCAUUACAACACAGAAAGAGAAGACAGAUAUUCCAAGUACAGAGCAAAUUCUAAGAACUGAUAUUCUUACAACACAAACAUCAACAACAUAUAUUCUAACUACAAAUCUAAUGCCUACAACCAAAGUAACUAUAACCGCGAAAGUACCGACAUACAUUCCCAUCACAGAGCAAAUUACUACAAAUGUUAUUCCUACAACACAGAAAGCUCGAACAGAUAUGCCCACUACAGAGCAAAUCAUUACAACUGAUAUGCCUGCAACACAGGAAUUAACAUCGUAUAUUCCUACUACAGAGAAAAUACCUAAUACCGAUAUCACUUCAAUGGAGACACCAACAAAAGACAAACCAACUACAACGUAUAUCACUACGAAACAUACACCUACAACAAACAUCCCCACUCCACAGCAGAAGUUCAGUGCAAAAUUUACCACACCAGAAACAUCACCAACAAAAGUCAUUACUAAAGAACAGAUGUUAAGUACCGAUAAACAUUUUAUUUCAAAACAGAGACCAACGACAGACACCCUUACCACAGAGCACAUGUCUACUACGUAUAGUACUACAACACAAAUCCCCACAGCAGACACCUUCACCAUAGAGCACAUGUCUACUACCUAUGGUGCUGCAACACAAAUCCCAACAACAGACACCCUCCCCACAGAGCACAUUCCUACUACCUAUGGUGCUACAACACAAAUCCCUACAACCGACACCCUUACCACAGAGCACAUGCCUACUACGUAUGGUGCUGCAACACAAAUCCCUACAACCGACACCUUCACCACAGAGCACAUGCCUACUACCUAUGGUGCUACAACACAAAUCCCUACAACCGACACCCUUACCACAGAGCACAUGCCUACCACCCAUGGUGCUACAACACAAAUCCCUACAACCGACACCCUUACCACAGAGCACAUGCCUACUACGUAUGGUGCUACAACACAAAUCCCUACAACAGACACCCUCACCACAGAGCACAUGCCUACUACGUAUGGUGCUACAACACAAAUCCCUACAACCGACACCCUUACCACAGAGCACAUGCCUACUACCUAUGGUGCUACAACACAAAUCCCUACAACCGACACCCUUACCACAGAGCAUAUGUACUCGUCCGGGAUCACUUCACCAGAAACAUUAGCAACAAAAAUCCUUACCACAGGACAAAUGGUCAUCACCAAUAUAGAUGCAACUACAAGACAAGACUCAACACCAGUCAUACAUACCACCAUGACAUCAGUACGCACACCAAGAAGUGAUAGCAUUACAGAAAAGACCUCAACAACAGAAAUCAUUCAUGCCGAUAUCAAUUCAACACCACAUACAGAUUUCCUUACUUCAGAAGAAAUGCACGUUACAGGCUUUACUACGAUACAGCAAGCAAAAACUUAUUCUGUCACGCCACAACACAGGUUAUCAACUCGAGAACAAACAACUUCCAACCCUUAUAGGAGUAACCUUUCACAAGAUGAGACAAUAUCUUUCUCUACAACACAUGAUAAGACCAGCAAUAUAAUCACCCAUCCUGCCACCACCAGAUCAUCUGCAUCUCACCAAGCGAAUCAUUCGCAGACAACUGAAGAGCCUCCUGGGAGGAUAAGUGAUACACUUCUCAUCAUCUUAGGAACAGUCGGUGGUGUUGUCAUUCUCCUUAGUUCGGUGACAUGUUGCCUGUGCUGCCUUUGGAUGGCCAUACUUCGCUCUAGACGUGGUCGCAGGAGAGCACAUUCGGCAAUUGGUGAUAAUAUAGUACAUGUAAGUACAAGUAAUGACAAAUAUUAA